Molecule: messenger RNA, 2008 nt
Organism: Hibiscus syriacus
Lineage: Eukaryota; Viridiplantae; Streptophyta; Magnoliopsida; Malvales; Malvaceae
Exons: 3
Coding region: 1389-2000 (203 amino acids)
Source: RefSeq, a predicted model, not a curated record
GAUGUUUUGUUCAUUGUCUUUUAUUUCUUAAAUACAAUUUUACUUUCUUCUUAACCGUUUCCCUCUUCUCUGUACUUCUCUAAUUCUCCUCUUUCCUUUAUGUUUCUUUCACUCCGUUACUCGAUCUCUGAAUCGUAACAUGGUAUCAAAGCCACUUUUCCGGUGCCUCUAUGGUGAGCUGAGCGGUGAUAGUUAUCAUAAUAGAUGGUUCGAUAUUGUUGAUUGAUGGUUUGACCUAAUCUCGGUCUUUUCUCUCUGAUUUGGUUCUUCUUUGGUGAGAUUUGUCUUUUUUUUUUGCCCCUGUGGACGGUUUGCUGUUUCAAUUUGUUGAAAUCAUCUCUGUGUUGUGCUUUCUUAUUUUCUAGGGUUUCGUAUUUUGUUGAAAUCGUCUCUGUUCGUCUUCUCUCUUGCUGCGUUUCUGGAUUUGUUGCCUUUCUUCCUUUGUUGCUGCGUUGUGUUUGAGUUCUUCCUGGUGCUUUGUUUGUGCUAGCUGUUGCUUCUUUGUUUUUCUCAUCUUGACUCUCAUAGAUUCUGAUCGUGAUACUCCUGAGGACAGUAAUAGUUAUUCAGCUAGUUCGAAUCACUCUAGAAUUUUCUCUACAAAAAGAAUUAAUGUUGUGCUUGAUGAUAAUAACUAUCUCUUAUGGCAUCAGCAAGUAUUCUUGACUAUUAAAACUCACAAUGCUUCAGAAGUUUAUAGAUACUAAUGUUUCUCCCACCUCAGUAUAUCACUGUUGAUAAUCAGCUGACUGUGAAUCCUGCGGUUGAAGCAUUUGAGGAACAAGAUGUAGCUUUGGCUUCCUGGUUGUUGUCCACUGUAAGUGAAAAUGUUCUACCACAUCUUAUAGGUCUUAACACUGCUGCUGAGAUAUGUCAUACCUUGCAUAGAUUAUAUAGUGGUAAGACUACAUCUAGAUUGAUGUAUUUCAGAAGAUUGUUACACUCACAAAAGAAGGAUGAUCUUAGCAUGAGGGAAUUUCUCCUUAGAAUUAAGUCUAUUUGCGAUAACCUUGCCAACUGUGGGGAGGUUAUCUCUGAGCAUGAGCAUGUAAUGCAAUUCUUAAUGGCUUACCUCCUGAAUUUGAGUCUGUGAUAACUGUUUUGACUGCUGGCUCAGUUCCUACUAGUGUUAGUACUGUAAGCACAAUUUUGCUGGAUGCAGAUGCUAGGCAAUCAAAUUUCAACAGUCAGAUUAUUGCUUCUGCUAAUACUGUUUCUCAUCAGCAGGCUAAUAAUGUUUCUACUGUUGUGUACAUUGUUACUCAAAAUAAUGAGGUUUUUCCUUAUAAUAGAGACAACAACAGGGGUAGAGGAAGAGGCAGAUCUUCUAGGCCUCAAUAUCAGCUCUGUGGUAGGAUUGGUCAUUUAGUUGAGAGAAUUUUGCUCAAAUGGUUCCUCAGAUCAGUUCCUAUCCAGCCUUGGCUUAUCAGUCCGGUGUUUCAGCUACUCUAUCUGGGAUUUUUCACAUGAUUCCUCAGUUCACUCCUACUGCUUCUGUGUCUUCUCAGGCCAAUAGUCAAGCUCACAUUGCCACGCCAGAAAUUGUGGAUGAUAAUGCUUGGUACCCUGACUCAGGGGCUACCCAUCACCUCACAAAUGAUUUGGCUAAUCUCCAGGUGGACACUACUGCUCCCGCUUCUGGCAGUGUGCAAUUUACACAGGAUAAUUAUGUUUCACUAGAGUUUUAUCCUCGAUUCUGUCAAGCAAUGGAGCUCAAGAUUGAACAAGUGGUUCUUAGAGGCCUUGAGUCUACUGGUUUAUACGGGCUUGAAGGUUUAGAUAAUGCUUCUGUUGGGAAUAAAGCUGCUAAUAGAACUUUUUCACAUAUGAGUUAUUUUUUUGCCAUUCAUAAUGAUUAUUUGGAUUUGUGGCAUAAAAGGCUUGGCCACCCCUCUUAUGAAGUGUUGGUCAAAGCUCUAAAGGAUUGUAGUAUUGAUUUUCCUAGAAAUAAAAUUAAUCAAUUGUGUCGGGUGAUUUUACGAAAAAUCACCCUGACAUGAAAUAAUUA